Melampsora larici-populina 98AG31 is the source of this 411-nucleotide messenger RNA. RefSeq lists its product as uncharacterized. Lineage: Eukaryota; Fungi; Basidiomycota; Pucciniomycetes; Pucciniales; Melampsoraceae. The coding region runs from base 1 to 411 and encodes 136 amino acids. The record is from RefSeq and is a predicted model, not a curated record. The transcript is spliced from 2 exons.
AUGACUACUACCUUUCAAUUACCUUCAUCCAAAUUUGAUAUCAACCAAGAUGGCGAUUUCACGCCAUAUGAUGGAAGAUCAUUGGCAUUUACACCUCGUCAUACAGGUCGGAUCCCGACUUCUACAACCAGUCAACAUCAUAUUCACCCGUACAGACUGCUAGAACAAGAGCCACCUCGGAUGCUCUUGAUAGGAUCAUGUCGACUCAAGCCACUCAAUUUUCCGCUUUGUGCAACGUUUGGCGGUCGAAAUUAUCUUCGGGCCCUCUUGUUCCUUCAAUUCCGAAGGAAAAUGUACCUGUCAUCCGAACUAGAGCCACCUCCAUCAAAUCCAUCAAACUCGUCCAACGCCAACGUGACAAAGGAUGGGAUAAUUAGGCAAAACCAUCAAAUAAAGCCCAGACUCAUUUGA